AAGAUCCAUCUGGAGAGAUAACCCAGCCGUCGAAUUGAACAAAAGCCAACGUUUGUUUUUAUUAUUAUUAAAUUUCGGAGGGGUACAGAGAAAGAGCGCGUGCCUUUACAGAAACAAAUGUGAUUUCAGAACGAUAAUACGACACUGAUCGAAAGUAUACAGCCCGAUAUUUAGAAGAGGUUCUCUCAGUGUGUCGCCUCGCUUUCGACUAAUUGCCUCUUGGAAGUUGGAAGUUGCCCGUCUGGUUUCUGCUCUCCGGUCUGGGAGCGCCAAUCGUCGAGCUGACCCCACUGCAGUCCGCAUUGUGCGCUGAUCAAGAACGGAGGAUGAGCAGUCGGAGUCCCAUUUCCACGUCCGCCUGUGUGUAUCUGCACAUCCUGGUGCUGCUUCCACUGCUGGCAGUCAGGGCAACACCUGCUAUAAGUCCGCAGUCGCAGCGGGGCAUUGUCUUCCCCAAGGAUUCCUUCGAUGAGUGCCACCUGGACGACUUGCAAGGGACGAAGGGCAGUUGCCGGCGCAUGGAGGAUUGUCCUACCGCCCUGAAGGGAUGGCUGGAGAGACGCGAGUCCCCCAAGACCUGCUACUUUGUGAGGUUCGAUCACUUCGUGUGCUGCAAGCCGGAGGAGCAGCCUGUCACUGAAGUGCCGCCCAUACUGCCCCCCACACGAAAUCCCUUUAUAGCACCACUGGUUGUACGAUCCAGUCUGCAGGCGUGCUACGACCUGAACAAUGUCAAGAAGACCAACGAGAACGACUUGAUCUUCUUGGUCUCGGUUGUGGGCGGGAUGCCCACCCGACCACGGGAAUUCCCCUUCAUGGCGGCGCUCGGCUGGCGCUCCAACUUCGAUCAGCGGAUAUACUAUCGAUGCGGCGGUGCCCUGAUCUCCAACAACUUUGUGCUGACGGCGGCACACUGUGCCGACUUGGGCGGUGAGCCGCCCAGCCAAGUUCGCCUCGGUGGUGACAAUCUGACCCUGGCCGAGGGCGAGGAUCUCCCCAUCCGACGGGUGAUAGUCCAUCCGGAGUACAAUGCCAACACUGCCUACAACGACAUUGCUCUGCUGGAGCUGGAAACGGCGGCCAAGCCGGAACUGAAGCCCACCUGUAUCUGGGCGGAGAAGGAAAUCGCCAACUCGCUGGUCACGGCCAUCGGAUACGGGCAGACCAGUUUUGCCGGACUCUCCUCCGCCCAACUGCUCAAGGUGCCGCUGAAGGGCGUGAGCAACGAGGAGUGCCAGGUGCACUACCAGGUGGACCAGUUGGCGCAAGGACUGCUGGGCACCCAGAUGUGUGCCGGCGACGUAUCCGGCGAGAGGGACACCUGUCAGGGCGACUCCGGGGGACCCCUGCUCAUGCAGGACGGGCCGCUGGGCUAUGUGGUGGGCAUCACAUCGCUGGGACAGGGAUGCGCCAGUGGCCCGCCAUCGGUGUACACCAGGGUCUCCAGUUUCGUCGACUGGAUCGAGGGCAUUGUGUGGCCAGCGCAGCAGGACGCGGUUUCCCCGAAACCAACUGAGAUGCCCGGUCCCGAAUUCGAUCUGAGGGCAAUGAUCUGAGAUUGUAUUUUAAAUACACUUUUAUUUAUUUAAGGAUUCAAGCAGUAAUGUAUAUAAUAUAUAUACAAUACAUCUAUAUGAUCCGAUUUUUAAGUUGAAAUAUUUUACUAGGUAAUGAAUAAAAAUUAUGCAAAAACA
Molecule: messenger RNA, 1694 nt
Organism: Drosophila suzukii
Lineage: Eukaryota; Metazoa; Arthropoda; Insecta; Diptera; Drosophilidae
Gene: spirit
Product: Serine Protease Immune Response Integrator
Biological process (GO): proteolysis
Molecular function (GO): serine-type endopeptidase activity
Source: RefSeq, a predicted model, not a curated record